AUGGCAGCUCUAUGUUGUUCUUCCACCAUCAUCGUCUCCGGGAAGUUUUCUCCACGGAUUAGAACCCACAAUCAGUUCCCCAGACUCAACCGUUUAAAGAAUCAGAAACGAUUGAUUACAGGGAGAAGAAGUUUGAUCGUUGGAUCGAUCAUUGAAGACAGAGAAGCAAUCGAUAUGAAGAGUGACAACUUCGAGCCAGAAGAAGUACAAAAGGUAGAAGAAGAUAUGAAUAGAGACACAGAUCGGUUGAUGAGUCGAGGAAUCAACGCAGCCAUAGUUCUCGCCGCCGGUACCGUUGCGGUUACCAAGCUUUUAUCCAUCGAUCAUGACUAUUGGCAAGGUUGGACUCUGUACGAGGUACUUAGGUAUGCACCUGAACACAACUGGGUUGCGUAUGAGCAAAUUCUCAAAACAAACCCAGUUUUGGCGAAAAUGGCCAUCAGUGGAAUUGUUUAUUCUCUAGGAGAUUGGAUUGCACAAUGUUACGAGGGAAAACCGCUGUUUGAGUUUGAUCGAACUCGUGUACUUAGAUCAGGUCUUGUUGGAUUCACCCUCCAUGGUUCACUCUCUCAUUAUUACUACCAAUUCUGCGAGGCCCUGUUUCCUUUUCAAGAAUGGUGGGUAGUUCCUGCAAAAGUUGCGUUUGAUCAAACCGUAUGGUCAGCAAUUUGGAACACUAUCUACUUCACGGUUCUAGGGCUCUUGCGGUUUCAGUCCCCAGGAGAAGUUUUCGGCGAAAUCAAGACAACGUUUUGGCCAAUGAUCACUGCAGGCUGGAAACUCUGGCCAUUGGCUCACUUGGUUACGUACGGUGUGAUUCCUGUAGACCAAAGGCUUCUUUGGGUGGAUUGUAUUGAACUCAUUUGGGUCACUAUAUUGUCGACUUACUCAAAUGAAAAAGCAGAGGCGCAAGCAUCAUCAGGAGAAACAGACUCCAUUACUACUCACUCGAGCAAGGUUUAUGACUGCUCCUUCUGUUUCAAGAAUCUCUCUUCAAAAUUCAAUCUUGAGCAUUUGGAUGUUUGUCCUUAUCGUUUUUCUAAGCUGCUUUGUUAUCUGCAACAGGACUAG
Messenger RNA from Thlaspi arvense, 1071 nucleotides. The record is from the annotation of a GenBank genome assembly. Lineage: Eukaryota; Viridiplantae; Streptophyta; Magnoliopsida; Brassicales; Brassicaceae.